CUAUUCUCGCCAUUUUCCGUCAAGCUCAACUCAAUCAAGUUAGCUCCUGUCAGUCGUCGUGUUUGUGUGCAGUGUUGUGAAAAAUUAUUUGUACCGAUGAAUGUCAAUGGGAAAUCGUGUUGAUUACGACGCCAAGCUAUGGCUCGAUUAUUGUGUUUGUGGCUUUAAAGCACCGCUCGAUCAGUGAUAAUGGCCGAGUGAUUGGUUAGUGCAGUGUUUUGUGUCGUAUGCUGGGCUGUCGCAGCUACAGUGAGAUCCUUUCUCUGGAUACAUCGUCUGUACAGCGACGUGGGAUCUUAGUUCGACAAGACGAGGCACCAUGUCGGCGAAAAAUAUCCCUGGAGACAAGAUCAACUUGCGGCUGAUCCUGGUGUCGGGGAAGACGAAGGAGUUCGUGUUCAGCCCCGUCGACUCGGCCGGCGACAUCGCGGUGCACGUCUAUGACAACUGGCCAGAAGCCGACUGGGCGUCUGAGUGCGUGUCUCGAGCCGAGAUCCUGCGACUCAUCUACCAGGGUCGCUUCCUGCACAGUUCGGUGACGCUGGGCGCGCUAGGGUUGCCGCUCGGCCGCACAACCGUGAUGCACCUCGUGCCACGAGAACAUCUGCCUGAACCAAACUCACAUGAUCAACGACAAAAGAGCAAAGGGGGUUCCAGCAGUUGUUGUUCCGCAUCUUGCUGCAUAUUGUAAUGCCCCCUCGUGCGAGCGCGGGGGCACGGGGGCACGCGGGUCAGCGGCGGGGAGGGGGCACGGACUCAGUGUGUUCAGUGACGUAGAGUCGGGAUUCCAUUUCGCCCUAAACUAUUGUAGUUUUUAAAUUAAAACCGUAACACUUGCGAUAUUUUUAAAACGCCUCUAGUUAAUUAAGAUCCUAGAUCUGUUAUUUCGCGGGCACGUUCAUUUGUAAGCUUACGUUUGAAUAUGACGCACAAAAUUAAUGUCUUUAAAGUCGGAGCACACAACGAGCGAUGAUAUUAUAUUUGAAAAUAUCGCAAGCGAAUCGACUGGAUGCAUCCUCUGUGAAUUGGAUUUAUGCACGCCGUGAAUAAAUCCAUCAUGAAUUUUACGGAUUUGAUGGGUUAUGGAUGUAUAGGAUGGGUUUGGUCGGGAUGAGUCGAGUUAAUUCUUAGCUUCUACAGCUGUGUUAGAUUAAGAAUUAAGUUCAUUGGAUUUAGACUAAAUAAUUAAUUUCUGUGUUGAUCUCAUAAAUAAUCUAAUAAUUAUGUUGAAGUAAGUCAAAAAACAUUAACAUCACAGCAAUGUUUUAAAUUGCUCGGAUUACAUCGACUUUAGUAAACCUUUGUAACGUAAACUAUAUUUUACGGCUUUCAUGUGAUACGGUUUUUUUUACAUAUUUUUUUGUAAUGCUCACAAAAUCUAACAUGGCUGUAAAACUAAGACAAUUUCAUUUCACAAUGAUUACAAAUUUGUUAGUAUUAUAAUUUAGAUGGACAUGAAUUUACGUUACUGCGGAUUAUAUUUAUAGAAUAAAAAAUAAACUUAAAUGACAAAAUAAGUAGUGAAAAUAAAAAGAAAGGAUGUGUGUAUAUUAAAUGAAUCUUUUUUGCAUUGUACAUAUUUGAAGAGUUCGCUAUAGAAGUAAAUGGAGCUACUUGUUUACUUUUGUGAUAGGUUAUUGCAAUAAUCUUUUUAAUUUUUUUUUUCUUGAUUAUAAAAAGCAAAAUAAUGAAGUAUUGUUACUACGCUUGUAAAUGUUAAAUUAUCGGUGCAAUUGGAUCACAUACUUUUUCGCAUAGGAUUUUUUUUGAAAUGGUAGAGAUUUUUCUUUUGUAAAGUUUUUUUUUUGGUCUUGUUUAGAAAUGAAUUAAAAUAGAUUUUUUGUUUAUGUAAUGUUUUUAAAAGUAUAUUUGAGUACUAUGUUAAAUUUACAACUUUGUGUGAACUUUUUCAGGGGAAAAAAUUGUAAUAAACCAGUUUUUUCUGACAACCAAUAAAUUUUGCAUGAAUUGUAAAAUUCUUGUGACAUGAGUGUACAUCAUGUGCAAUAUUUUUUUUUA
This is a messenger RNA of Papilio polytes (common Mormon), 2019 nucleotides long. RefSeq names its product ubiquitin-like protein 3 (gene UBL3). The transcript has 4 exons. The record is from RefSeq and is a predicted model, not a curated record. Lineage: Eukaryota; Metazoa; Arthropoda; Insecta; Lepidoptera; Papilionidae. Bases 320 to 691 code for a protein of 123 amino acids.